AUGGUCGAAUACACUCCUCCGCCCGAGGACCUGUCGCGUCUCAACCCCAUUCAGCGGUACAUGCAGAAGGGCCAACUCGACAAGCAAGAUUAUGUGUACCUCUUCGUUUUCGUCGCUAUAUAUUUCGUGGCCAGACCUAAAAUCGAAGAAUUCUUUAAGUGGUGGAUGGGCCAGAAGGAUCUGAAAGAAGGCGAACAGGCCCGAACAGAAUACAUGCACUCAAGGGCAAAAGUUGGACCGAACGUGAUACGUGGAACUGAGUCUACAGUUCUGGAAACGAUACCCGAGGUCUCUGGCGAUACUGCAACUGGCAACAAUAUGGACAAGAAAGGCAAGGUGGUAAAUCGAAAGACGAAGGAGAAGUCGGGCGCAGAAAAGUUAUUAGACUGGGAGGAUGAGCCGGAGAGGAAACCUACGGAAGGAGAUAAUUCAGACAUUGUGGCGUGGCUCGACAGAUGGUCCAACGAUGAAUGA
Molecule: messenger RNA, 474 nt
Organism: Cladophialophora psammophila CBS 110553
Lineage: Eukaryota; Fungi; Ascomycota; Eurotiomycetes; Chaetothyriales; Herpotrichiellaceae
Exons: 1
Coding region: 1-474 (157 amino acids)
Source: RefSeq, a predicted model, not a curated record